GCGUCCGGGAGGCGGAGCCGGCGGCGGAGGCUGCGCGCGGGCCACGCGCGGCGGCGACUCGGGCUGGGCGGCCGCCCUGCCCCACCGCCCUUCGGCGCUCGCAGGUCCGCUCCCCUCCCAAACCGCAGAGCGGCAGGCGCGGCCGCUGGUUCGAGAGCUCGGCCGGGGCAGCGCAGCCGCCGGCCGCCCCUCGCUCCCAGGCGCCACAACCCCGCGCCCUCGCCGCUGCUGCGUCCCGCGAGACCUGUGGGGAGGCCGGGAGUCAUUUCGGGUUCCCUUUCAGCCCACGUGGUCCUGGGACACUCCACCCAGGAACCUAGUCGGCACCGCGCAGGGAAUCCCAGCAGCGGGGUUCUGGCCCCAGCACGCGUUGCGGCAGCCUGGCGAGCGUCCUUGCGGCCUCCAAGUGCCGGUGGGAAAAAUCAUGUCUUCUUCCAGAGUGGGGCUCCGUUUGGCUGCCUGUUUACUAAACGUUUCAGAAGCCGGAAGAAAAUACAUUGUUGAGAACAUAGCAAAAGCAGCUCUUCUUGACAAAAAUGGAAAGAAACAUCUUCAAGUUUCAGUGCUCAAUAUAUUUUCUGAUCAAGACUACAACAGAUCAGUCAUUACAAUAGCAACUUCUGUUGAUAAGUUGGGCAGUUCUGUUCUGGCUGCCUGCCUAGAGGCCUUCCAGGCUAUCGAUAUGGAAGUUCAAGAGGGAAUCCACCCUUGCCUGGGAGCAGUGGUCUUGAUUCCGAUUUACCCUCUCUCUGGUGUCACAGUGGAAGAGUGUGGAGUGGUGGCCAGAAGCCUUGCUGAGGAUCUGGUGCUGCAUGUUCCUGGCUGCAGUGUGUUUCUCUUUGGCGAAGCUGACCUGCCUGAGAAGCGCAGUCUUGUCCAGAGAAGGAAGCAGCUGGGCUGGUUCACGAGGAGGGAUUUCAGUGCUCUUCAGCCUGACCUGGGAGCUGCCCCUUCCCAAAGAUGUGGUUUAACAGCUUGCUUCAGGGCGUUGUGACAGUUGUGUUGGAAGAAAAUUGGAAUUUCAGCCUUGCAGUGAGGGGAUCCGUGCUGCCACCAGAGCAGCCGAGUGCCAAUCUGCGGGAGGCGGGAGUGGAGCGAAACUGCAAACUGAGAAACAAACUUUCACAUCAGGUUUCUAAUUUUAGAGCAAAAAGUGGAAUUACUUUAAUGAUAUGACAUUUAACUAGAAAUACGAUUUGCUGGGAUUAAUUAUCUCUCUCAUUUAAAAUACCUUCUUAGUAGGUUUAAAUUAACAUAAAAAUCAAAUUCAGCAUUUAAAUAAGGUCAAUGGGACUGCUGGAUUUAAACACAGAAUUUGAUUCAGUAUAAUUGGAUCACCGUAUUGGUUUUGACUUGGAAGGAUUAAAUGGAGGAAAUUGGAAAAGCGUGAAUUUGGGCAGAAAGAGAAAUUUUCUCUUCUUUUUCUUUCUUUCUUCUUUCACCUUCCAAGGGAGAGAAGUUUCCCCACCUUGGAGAGGAAACUACUACCCUGAUUAGGUCAGAAACAUCUCAGAUUCAUUAAUUGUCUCCGUUUUAUCACUACUUGAAUAAGAAAUAGUAAUAAAACAAAAAUAUUGUGUAACUAAAGCUUACUAGAAGAAUUUAAAAUACAUACAACAAGGGUCUGUUUGAAAAAUGAUUAUUCUGUGUUAAGUGAUUACCUCUUAUUUUAUUUAAAAGCAUAUGAAAGUUAUUUCUGACGUUUUAUUUUGCUUAAAAAAAUGAACUUUAUGCUUUUGAAGGAAUUUUAAAAAUAAGAGUUUCAUUUCAAUCAAGUAAGUCGCUGUUGGGACACUGAACAGUGUAUGUGUCAUGUUCUUUAUUGAACUCUUGUCCUUACAGCUUAUGUCUAAACUUACUUUAUCUUUAAUAAUUUGUCUUAGGCAAUGAGUUCAUUUAUAGCAAGAAUGAUCAACUUUGGAAAUUCUACUAACAAGGGGAAGUUAUUAGACAUGCAAUGGAAGAGGAUGUCUUGGAAUUUGCUGGGUGAGGGAUUCAGGAAAAGUCCCAGGGCUACAGGGAUGGAAUGACCCAUGUCAUGGGGAAAGCCCCAGGUCCACAUGCAGGAACUUCCUUUGAAAGUGACUUGCUCCCUCAGGCUGAUGAAUUGCAUGUGAAUAACUGAAUGUGACUGGGCAUAUCAAAGCUAUGGGACAGCAACGUGUAAUGGUGAAGCACUACAGGCCUGGUAAGGAUUUUGAAUGGUCAUGCUGAUGUAACCCCCAGUGUUAUAUACUCUUCAGCAAAACCUGAGUGUGAUCCAACUAUUUGUUGGAACGAUGGUAAAGAUAUUACCAUUCCUUGAGUCAAAAUAGGAUAUGUACAUUAGAUUUUAGGACAUAAGGCUAUUUGUAACAUGACUUAUUGGGGGGUAAAUGAGAGAAAAAUGUUUGGAAGUUUUCUGUUAAAGAGUGGCAACAUUAAGAUUGACAAAAAUUCCAGUUAUACUCUGUGCAAUGUUAAAACUGAUAUAAUUCUUAAAGAUAUUUAGGGUAAGUGAUUGGGACAUGAGAUGAUGAGAGAGAGAUGUAUUGACUGUUAGGAAAUUUAAUUUUUAUGAAAUCAGCAUUAUGGGGAAAUACUGUAAUCUGAUUCAUUCCUGCAGAAUUCCCAGGAGGAAGAGGCCCAGCCUCGGGAGUUGAAAUGUUUCAUUAUGUACAUGUGUGGGAAAAAGAUGAAAUGUGGUUUCCGUGUGCUGAUUUUCUGUAAAACAUCUAUUAGUAUGAGAGUAGUCAGGCUAGGCAACAAAGCCCCCAAACCAUCGUAGUGUAGGGAAAAGUGAACCCAGAAGGCAUUUCUCUGAUGGAUGCUGACAUCAGGAGCAAUAAGUUUGAAAGUAGCAAGAAAAAGUAAUGACAGUAAAAUAAUGUUGAAAUAGUAGCUAAGGAAUGAUCACAUGCUGAAGAUGAGGUCAGUCCUUUAUUCCUCAUCAAUCCCUGCUUAACUUUGCUUUUAGAAAUGUAAGGUUCCCCAAAAAUGAGGAAACUGCAAAUGUAAGCUUUUUAUACCAAUGCUAAUUUAACCAAGUUGUCCAUCUUAUAGUGUAAACUAUAAUUAGAGCCACGCUAUUUAUGUAAUGUGAGCCGCACCAUCCCUGAGACAGGGAAAGGCGGGACAUUUGCCCCUGAGCUCUAGAGUAACAGGGCUCUAGAGUGUCAAUGGCCAUCUCAGCCUCUUGUAAAGCUGGGGAUGGAAGAAAGAGGUGCCUCCAACAGGUUUCACAAAGAGAAAGGCACGAGGUUUAUAAGUCUGUGUGAGGGGACUCUUUUGUCUUGUUUGGCUCCAAACCCUGCCAAACUCACAUCAUCACAAAACACGUGAGUCCCUUUGCUCUUCCCAGUUCCAAGGCUGUUUGUUAGUUUUUAGUGACCUCUUUCUCUAAUUAAGACUGGUUUUGAGAUUCAUUUUAGUCUGAUAUUAACCUAAUUCAAUAAUGACAGGAGUUUGUUUCGGAGAGAGGGAGUGGUAGGUACAGAGGUGUGAUUUACUUCUGUCUCUGAGACUCUUAGGCCUGUCAUUGAAUUCAAGCCCCCAUGGAGAUGGCCUUGGAAAUGAAUGAAGGUCCAAGGCCUGUUGCUGCUGAUGACACUUAGCUCUUAACCGUGCUUUUCUUUCUCUGUUGGUAUUUUGGAAAGUUCGAGCUCUUUUAGGAAAAAAAAAAUUCCUUCAGAUAGUUUAGAGUAGAUAAAGUUACCUGAUUAUAGCCUAAAUACUUUUGUUAUGGAAAAAAGUAUUAUCAGCAAAAUAAAAUCAGAUACUAAGUGACUAAAAAAUGGGAGGGUUACCAAAAAAAAAAAAAAAUCAGGUACUAAGUGACUAAAAAAUGAGAGGGUUACCAAAUAUAAUCUCUCUUUCAAAGCAUGAUUGUUCAUUCUUGCCUUACUACUUUUAGGAUGAUCUGCUGCUCAUAAACCAGAUAUAGAAUUUUGAAAUGUUUAUAUGGGGAGAUGGCAUGAUGGUGUUGGGCAUGACUUCAAGGAAGUACUUAUUCUUUUGGAAUUUAGAUGGAAAGUCUAAAGGUUUAGAGAACAUACUGUUUUUGAGCAAAGAGAAGGGUAUUGGCAGAAGAAAUUUUAUUUGAAAGAAAAUAAAAUUUGUAGCCUUUUUGUAUACUAAAAGAAGCUAUUUGUCAAUGAUGGCAAUUUUAAUUAAAUCCUUAGUAUUUAUAUUGUUCUAGUAUCAGAUGCUUCCCAUAAAGCACAGAGAAAUGAAUUUUUCCACAAAUUGAGUUUAGCAAGAAAUACUGUGAUCUUCUUUAAUAAGAGCGCAAAAUGUGAAUUUAUUUUAAGGAAUUAAAAAUAAAGAGUUUGGCUGGGUGUGGUGGCUCAUUCCUGUAAUCCCAGCACUUUGGGAGGCCAAGGUGGGAGGAUCACUUGAACCCAGGAGUUUGAUACCAGCUUGGUCAAUGUAGUGAGACUAUCUCUAUUAGAAAAAAAAAAGUUAAAAAAAAAAA
This is a messenger RNA of Pan troglodytes (chimpanzee), 4453 nucleotides long. RefSeq names its product formiminotransferase cyclodeaminase N-terminal like (gene FTCDNL1). The transcript is spliced from 6 exons. Lineage: Eukaryota; Metazoa; Chordata; Mammalia; Primates; Hominidae. Gene Ontology annotation, molecular function: transferase activity; folic acid binding. The record is from RefSeq and is a predicted model, not a curated record. Bases 425 to 994 code for a protein of 189 amino acids.